This is a messenger RNA of Arachis duranensis, 709 nucleotides long. RefSeq lists its product as uncharacterized. The coding region runs from base 71 to 655 and encodes 194 amino acids. The record is from RefSeq and is a predicted model, not a curated record. The transcript is spliced from 4 exons. NCBI's taxonomy places the organism in Eukaryota, Viridiplantae, Streptophyta, Magnoliopsida, Fabales, Fabaceae.
GGAAAAUCGAAGCAAGCAAACCAUUCCUCACACUUGUGGAUCUAAAUCCAACUCUCGGAGGUGACAUGAGAUGUACUUGAAAAAGGGAAAGAAGCCUAGUAGAGGAAUGAUGUACAUUGAAACACAUAAGAGAAAGGAUGGGUCUUUUGUAAAUAACGAGGCAUUAACUAUAGUGGAACAAAUUGAGCUGAAUAUGACACAGUCAAAUACACAAUUUGAGGUGUCCCCUAAUGAUGCUGUUGGUAAAGUUUUGGGGCCUGAACACUCUGGGAGAGUUUGUUGCAUGGGCAUGGGAGCAGCGCCUACAAAUACCUUUAGGAAUGUGAGAAGUCGGAUUAAUGGGAUGACCAUCUCCACUAAUUCAGCUGGAUCUUCUUCGCCUACUACUUCUGCAAUUUUACAGGAAAAGAUCAAUAAUUUGGAGUCCGACAUACAUAAUUCACAGCAAAAGGUCAAUAAUCUAGAGUCUAAGUUGCAACAAUCAUUUGAUAUGAUGAAAGCAUAUCUAAUGAUGAAGGAAGGAGGAAUUCCCGAAGCACUUGUUGGCUUUUUUUCUGACCGCGAGGCUAAUGAUGCUGAAAGUGAGCCUACUACUCCCUUUGAUGCUAGGAGAUCAGCUGGUGAUAGUAACGGACAUCCGAGGACAAAUAUUUGAGAUUUUUAUGUAAUUAGAUGACAUUGAAAUAUUGAAAUUGUUUUAUUUUACUUU